Messenger RNA from Clavispora lusitaniae ATCC 42720, 1098 nucleotides. RefSeq lists its product as uncharacterized. The record is from RefSeq and is a predicted model, not a curated record. Lineage: Eukaryota; Fungi; Ascomycota; Pichiomycetes; Serinales; Metschnikowiaceae.
AUGAAAACCAGACGUUUUCGUAGGAGUGAAGGUCGCAGGCUGAUUAGCUCACCUGCAUUUUUGCAGUCAAAAGGUGCCAUGGGUCUGACAACCACAUUUUCAGCUAGUGGGUCAAACAGUACCGCCAUGGGUGCCCAAGUUCUGAGCAUGGUUCCGUCUCUUCACCGCAGCUCGUGUGCUGAAUCUACCAGCGCAGCAUCAGACUCUUCUCUGCACUUGAGUCUCCACAGCCACCUGAGUUCUAACGGUACGAAACUGUCAUAUCGGGAGCCGCCACUUGAAAAGGCUGCUCCAAAUAGCUCUAGCGUCACCAUUUUUGACUCCUCGUUCAACAUUUCUGCCCCAUCACUUGCAUCAACGGCUUCUGGCUGCAGACGAGUCAGUCCCCUUGAUGAUCUGAGAUUGAUGAACCCUAGUGCAUGCGACCAGAUAUUGAGUCUUUACUUGAAAGAUUCAAGUCAGUCGUCAGCUUCAUCGGUUUACUCGUCGGUUUCUCCAUCAGAGGCUUCGUCGAAUGCACUUAAUGAUGUGUUUGAGGAGGUCUUACAUGCAUAUGAUUCAGUUGAAGACUUUUCCCAAUACGAUAGUCUUUUCGAUGAUGAGAAACACUCAGCAUAUAAUGCGCCUAUUAAAAGUGAUUCCAGCUCAAAAGACCAUGCUAAUGAAAUUCCCUCUGUUCCAAAGGAAUCUUCAGCUGAGGCAAAUUCUAUUGCUAGAAAAGUGGAAGUUGCACAAGAAUUUGCUACCAAAGACAAAACGUCUGUUCCAGAACUACCGGUUUGCCCAAAACCAGGUCAUUCUGACCGCCCAAGUAGUGUGUUUUAUCCCCCAUCGGCUACUUUAAGGCAAAGAGUACUUUCCCUCAAUGGUGCUUAUGAUUAUAGUCUUGAUAUGUGUGCUGAUUAUGACAAGUCCCGCUUCAUGAUACCCGAAGAAGACAGAAUACACCCCAUAGGAGCUCGGUCGCGUCAUUCGCAUUACCUAGAAAAGAGUUUGUGGGUUCAGCCAAGAAAGCCAGAAGUUGCACCAAGUCAUGCUUCGCGACGUUUCUCAUCUGGCCCUCUUCUCAAGGUAAAGAGACUCUUUAGUGCGCACUAA